Molecule: messenger RNA, 2110 nt
Organism: Scomber japonicus (chub mackerel)
Lineage: Eukaryota; Metazoa; Chordata; Actinopteri; Scombriformes; Scombridae
Exons: 10
Coding region: 47-2110 (687 amino acids)
Source: RefSeq, a predicted model, not a curated record
ACACUGAGACAAGAGUUGUGUGAUUUGUUAAGACAGUCAGAGUUUGAUGGUUGAACUUUUCUCAGCUGUACACAUCUCACAAAGACCAAUGGAUAUAUUAUCUUUACUUUGUUUUGUCUCUGUGACUCUUACAGGUUUAACCAAAGGAAGUGGUGUGUUGCCAGAUAAACUGAAUGCAACUGUUGGAGGAGAAGUGAUGUUCACCACAACAGUGACUCCAUCAGAAACACCAUUUGUGGCAGUGGCCUGGACUUUUGCUUCUGAAACUAUUUUAAGACCUAUAAUAACCUCUACAUCUUUGGUCAACAAUUCUGGACCAGAAUAUGAAGGCAGGAUGAUCUUCAACAGAUCUAAUGGAUCUCUGAAGCUCAUGGAUCUGACUCUUAAUGACACAGGAGAGUACAGAGUUACUAUUAUAUCAGCAGAAGGAGAACAGUUUCUGGGAUCCACUGAACUGAAGAUACUUGAGCGUGUCUCCAACGUAAAGAUAACUGCCAACAGCACAGACUUGGUGGAGUUCAGCUCUGUCAGUCUGUCCUGCUCUUCUUCUGGAUCCUCUCCUUCUUUCCUCUGGAUGAACGGCAGCUCUGAGGUUACAGCCAGUGAGAGAGUUCAGCUCACUGAUGGAGGCCGUACUCUCACUAUCAUCAGUGUGAUCCGCUAUGAUCAGGGACCAUACAGCUGCAGAGUGUCCAAUGCUGUCAGUAUUGACACCAGUGAUCCAGUAAAUCUUUCCAUCCACUGUGAGUUACUAAUUUACUCAGUAUUUUAUGUAACAUCGUAUCCAUGCAAAUAUCCAAAUUCUCAGGUUCCUGAGUUGCCGCAUGCUCAGCUGCUGGAUACCUCACUUUCUCCUCCAAAACAAACUCAGGCUCCACGAACUCCAUCUCUGGCUCCAGACUUGAGACAAGUUCAUCCAAAGGAGCGGUUGCCUGAUGACGUCGUCUCGGCACUGGCACUGGCACUGGCACAGGCCCCACACAUGGCCGCAGAAACAUCUCUGUCUCAGCAGACCCAGUGUCCGCUCUAUGCCCUGGUGUCCCAUCUGAUCGUGCACGCUUUUGAGCACCUUUUCCUUGAGGCAGGAACAAUCAUCAACCCACUGGGCAGUGGAGUGUUCCCUGGCUCAAGCAACAUAGUGGCAUCACCCUCAGACUGUGUUUUACGGCCCCUUGCAUAUACCGUGGCAACAGAUGAAGCAGGUACAUGCAUUUUGUGUUUGCCUGCUACACGAGCUGUGGACAUCUUCUCUACGAGUUCGGCCUCUUGCACUCGGUUGAAGGCCUCUCUCCACACAGAGUCCAGCUCACCCCUUAGAGCUGUGUCAAACUCUGAGAGCACUAACUGUCUGCACCGUUUAACGAUGUUCAUUCCAAUGAUGCCUGCAUUUUCCAGGAAACGCUCUUUGGUUAGAGUGCUUGUCGAGCCCUCUGACUUGCCUCGCAUUGCCCGGCUCAUAGCAAUGGAGGGCUCCCGUUUCCCUGUAUUGCAGGACAAGGUGUCGCAGAAGACUGGCCCCCUGGUUUACGUGAUAACUGCCAGCAGCUCAGACUUGGUGGAGUUCAGCUCUGUCCGUCUGUCCUGCUCUUCUUCUGGAUCCUCUCCUUCUUUCCUCUGGAUGAACGGCAGCUCUGAGGUUACAGCCAGUGAGAGAGUUCAGCUCACUGAUGGAGGCCGUACUCUCACUAUCAUCAGUGUGACUCGCUAUGAUCAGGGACCAUUCAGGUGUCAUGUGUCCAAUCCUGUCAGUGAUGGCACCAGCGAUCCAGUAGAAAUUGCCAUCAACUUUGGCCCAGAGAAUAUUAUUUUGAAGUUACCUCCAUCUGAAGACCACUAUGUGGAAGGGUCAACCAUCAGACUGUCCUGUUCAGCUGUCUCCAGACCUUCUGCUCAGUUUCAGUGGUUUCUGAAUGGAGACCUGCUGUCUGAUACUGGACCAGAACUCACACUGAUGAAUAUUCAGGGGAGUCAGAGUGGGAACUACAGCUGUCAGGCUUUAAACAGCAAAACUCUGAGAUAUCAAAUAUCUCAGCCUUCAACUAUAACUGUACUGGGAGGGGGAAUCAGUGUGCCGUCAACACUGCGUAUGGUGGGGACGGUGCGCUGCUGA